AUGCGGAUCUUGGAGGAGCAGCUUUGGGAUUCAGCCCUGACCCCGUGCUCCCGCCAGCAGGAGAGCAGAGGCGGAGAUGCCGCGAGGGGGCGCCGCAGAGUGCGGAAGCGGCUAGAGGUGCUGAUGGCGUCUCCGGGCGUCGCCCGCAGCUGUGGUGGUUCCCUGGGCCUCCUGGUCUGGCUCCUGGUCCUUUGGCUCCUGGUCCUUCGACCACAGCUCUGUGAGGGUGACGGACCCAAGGAGGAUUCCGCAAUGAGCACAGCAAUCGCAGAGGCCCCCUCAGGUCCAGGACGCGUGAAAUCCCUGAAGAUUCCGGCCCGCCUGGGGACCAGUGCGGACACGUCCUGGCUGGGGGCGUUGAAGGGUCAGACUCUCCUGACUAUGAGGAUAGUUGGUGGAAGGCCGGCCCCAGUGGGAAAGUGGCCCUGGCAGGUGAGCCUGCAGGUCAAUGAUGAACACGUAUGUGGAGGCACGCUCAUUGCUGCACAGUGGGUGCUGACUGCGGCCCACUGCAUAGUUGGCUAUGAGGAAUAUACAGUGCGACUGUUAUUUUUCCAUUCCCAAUCGGAAAUGGUCAUUCCAGUUCGAGACAUCGUUUGCCAUAGCUAUUACGAUGUUAGAACUUUGAGUCAUGACAUUGCCCUUGCUCUGCUGGCCUUCUCCGUGAAUUAUUCUUCAUACAUCCAGCCAGGAGAUUCUGGGGGUCCCCUGGUCUGUCAAUUUAAUAACUCUUGGGUCCAGGUGGGGAUUGUGAGCUGGGGUGUGCGCUGUGGUUUGAAAGAAGUGCCUGCAGUUUACACAGACAUUAGUUUCUACAAGGAUUGGAUCACUGCAAGAAUGAGUCAGGCAUCUGUUCUGGACUCAGGAGGCUUCUUUAUCCUAUUGCUGUGUUUGGUGCUGCCUCUGGACAUCCUGGCAACUCUGUGA
Molecule: messenger RNA, 927 nt
Organism: Hippopotamus amphibius kiboko
Lineage: Eukaryota; Metazoa; Chordata; Mammalia; Artiodactyla; Hippopotamidae
Product: serine protease 44-like
Exons: 6
Coding region: 1-927 (308 amino acids)
Biological process (GO): proteolysis
Molecular function (GO): serine-type endopeptidase activity
Source: RefSeq, a predicted model, not a curated record